AUGAUUGCCAGCACUUCGCCACAAAAGUUGGAGGCUGGCGCUAAGUCGCUGAAGAAGACGGCGCUAAUUACAGCGAUCAAGACGCCCUACCUCGCGGGCGGCAAGUUUGACCUGCGCGCGUACGACGAGCUGCUCGACUCGCAGAUCCAGAACGGCGUCGGCGGCGUCAUCGUCGGCGGCACGACCGGCGAGGGCCACCUGAUGUCGUGGGACGAGCACAUCAUGCUCAUCGCCCACACAAUCCACUCGUUCGGCGACCGCAUAAUGGUCAUCGGCAACACGGGCAGCAACAGCACUAGCGAGGCGCUGCACGCGUCGGAGCAGGGGUUCGCCAUCGGCAUGCACGCCGCGCUGCAGAUCAACCCGUACUACGGGAAGACGUCGACCACGGGCCUGCGCGCCCACUUCAGCGCGGUGCUUGCAGAGGGCCCUGCUAUUGUGUACAACGUCCCGGGCCGCACCGGCCAGGACAUUCCGGAUGACAUUGUCAUGGAGCUCGCCGCGCACCCCAACUUCCUGGGGAUGAAGGAGUGCACCGGCAACGACCGCAUCGCGUCGUACACGGCGCGCGGCGUCAACUGCUGGAGCGGGAACGACGACGAGGCGCACGGCGCGCGGCACGGCGCGGGCGCGGCGGGGGUGAUCUCUGUCACGUCGAACCUCAUCCCCGGGCUGUUCGACAAGCUCAUGAACGGCCCCGCGGACCCUGAGCUGGCGGCCAGCCUGAACGAGCUCAUCCAGUGGCUCUUCUGCGAGCCCAACCCCAUUGCGCUGAACACGGCGCUCGCGAUGAACACAUACCCAACUGCAGGGAGGUGCGCGUGA
This is a messenger RNA of Monoraphidium neglectum, 825 nucleotides long. Its product is annotated as dihydrodipicolinate synthase. The transcript is spliced from 3 exons. NCBI's taxonomy places the organism in Eukaryota, Viridiplantae, Chlorophyta, Chlorophyceae, Sphaeropleales, Selenastraceae. The record is from RefSeq and is a predicted model, not a curated record. Gene Ontology annotation, molecular function: 4-hydroxy-tetrahydrodipicolinate synthase activity. The coding region runs from base 1 to 825 and encodes 274 amino acids.